AUGCUGCGAGGAGAUUGGUUUAUUUUGGAGGUGUGCGUGGUGACGUGUCGCGAGCGCCUUCGAUCAAAGUUUUCCGGUCUGCGAACAUUGAUCGACAAAAUGGCUGCUGUGAACUCCUCAAGAGAUAUUCUGUGUUUAUUUGAUGUAGAUGGCACGGUUACUCCAGCCAGAUUGGUACGUUUUAGCGAUCGUUCAUUAUUACUUUUAAAAAAGGGUGUAAAUUGUGACGUUAUAUUUUAAACGGCUUCCCGUCGACCUACACAAAGUCUGACAGAAAGCGCGAUCUCAGCAUCUUUCUCGGUUUCAUAUUUUGUUCAGGUAGUCACCCCAGAAAUGAAGGAAUUUAUGAAGAAACUUCGCGAGAAGGUCGUAGUCGCCUUGGUUGGAGGAUCCGACUUUCCAAAACUCGAAGAACAAAUGGGAGGGGACAAUGGUAAGAUUUCCCUUAAAAUUUAUUUUAUUGCCCUUGAAAUCCUUGCAGUACAUGUACCAAGUGGCGUGGUAUUAAAUGAAACGCAUUGUUUUCUAUUUUCCAGUCACUACUUUGUAUGAUUAUGUUUUCCCUGAAAAUGGGCUGGUAGCCUACAAGAAUGGAGAACUGUUUCAUAGGCAGGUUAGUGGAAUAAUAAUAUUUAUUCCAGUUUCACCUUAUAAAUGAAGUGAACAUAAUUCUUCUUCUGUCAGGUUACUUUAUGGUAACCUCCUGAGCUGGUUCUUUAACCAGGUAUGUGAGCUUGCUAGGUUUUCUUCUACGAAGGCGUUAUCAUGCUUAAAUUUGAAGCUUGUGGGUUUUUUUUGAAUGAAAAUUAUCCAGGGAUCAAUUAUUUUAUUUUAUUAAAAUGCAUCUUGUGAUCGAAAGGAGAGCCCAUUUUCAAGUUACCCUAAAGGUGGAUUUCAACUGUCACAUAAUUUUCACAUCCGUACACAGAUAAACUUUACACGCAUAAAUAAGAUAGAGGCAUUGCAUGGAAAAAUAUGUGUAAAUGGAAGAGUUGAACGUCGCUCAACUUUUAUGUGUUUAUGUAGGACCUUUCAUACAUUGCCUCUUAUUCUAUUUACAUAUGUACCCGAAAGCGCACAAAAAAAGGUAUGUGACAGUUAAAAUCCACCUGAACAACCCAGUCAAUUUUUUUGAAUAGGUUCAAGGUUCAAGUUUAUUUCGCACUAUUCAAGUUGAUACAGUAUAAGAUGGCUUACAGAAUCAGAAAGGUUAACAAAUGAUGAAAAAUAAAUAUAAUAUACAAGUUUGUUGAUAUGUGCACAGUGACCAAAGUAGCCGAAGCUUUCGUGUUGGUCAUGAUAACUGGUUAGAGUAGUGUGGCAAGGCAAAGGCCUUAAUUUGUGUGUUGUUUAUUCAUUCAACCUACAUGUAAGUGCUGAUUAGGCAGCAAAUAUACAUGUAUUUCACUGAAAGCGGAAAAACUACUGGCUUUCAGCUUGUUUUGAACAGGCUGCCCUAAAUUUCUAUUUAAAGAAAGUCCUGAUGCACAACCAUUCUCAUGGCGUAGGUUAUAACAAACACCAGAAUUUGCUUUGAAAAGGAGGCUCAAAGUCAUUCAGAAAUGGACUUUUAGACAUCAUUGAUUGAUGUUAUUCUUUUUUGUAUUUUUUCAUGUAGUAAUGAUUUGUUUAAGAAGUGUUAUUUUUUUUAUAUUAGGAUAUCAAGACAUUUAUGGGUGAAGAAAAGCUUAAAACAUUCAUCAAUUUCUGCUUAAAGUACAUUGCGGAAUUAGAUAUUCCUGUAAAAAGGUAAGAGUCAACAAAUGCAUAAACUUUUAAAAGCAAGUGUAUUCAAGAUAGUAUUCAUAGCAGUCUCUAUCAUAACCAUGACUCUUGAGACAGUCAAUGCCAAAAUGUACUUCCCAAUACAAUAAUGUGUGCUGGGGAGAAUUUGAAAUGAGCAGGGCAAUCGACUGAUAGCGCUAGAAUUACCUUGGGUAUACACUGUAUUCACUCGAGAUGAGAAGCCUUAAGAACCAUGUUUUGGAUGCCCAACAGAUUAUACAAACUGGUGGUUAUAAAGCGGUGGGUUUCCACUGUCAUGUAAUUUUUACAUGCAUGUAUGUGCACAAAAACUACCUGCAUAAAGUAAAAUAGAGGCAAUUUAUAGAAGGUGAGGCAUUUACUCAACUUUUAAACUAAAAUAAAUGUUUACCCAGAGCUGUUAUUAACAAGCAGGGGCUGAGGAUUUUCCCCAGCUACCAUGGAUGUAGCCCCCAGUAGAAAAAUAGAAGAAAAACAGAACCAAAAGAAACCCCAAGCUGUUUGAUUCCUCACCUACUUGUUGUAUUCACCCUGCAACUUGAAAUCUUAGUUAGAACCCUUUUAACCCUUAAUAGUGCUCAAGUACCCAUGAUACAUGUAAGCAUUUCAUUUAAUUUGACAUAUUCACUGUACAGUGUACAUGUACCUAUUCCUAAAGAGGUAAUGAUGGUGUAUCUUAUUAUGGUCAACAAAAUGCUUUUGACAUAAUUUUUAUACAUCCCAGGAAUUAAGACUUAGUUUGCACACCCUUGCUUGUACCAGGUAACUAUUAAGCAGUCAUAGAGAAGAUCUGUUGGGGUGGGACCGGGUACAGGAGUGAUUACAUUCUCAAUGUACACAUUUCUUUUCUCAUCUCCAAUAAUAGAUGGUUUUCUCAGUAACAUAAUCAAAUUGUUAAGUCAAAAUAGUGAGGUUUUACUCAUUCUUUUUUACACUAGGUUGAAGACAAACAAAACGUAAAUCUUUAUACAAGUUUCCAUUCCAGUAGCAUGUUUCAUUUCGAAAAUACAGCAAUUUGAACUUCCGAGUUUUCGCAGUGUGUGACACCAAAAUAGGAAUGCUGUCUCAUUGAAAAGUCUCUCUUCUUGAUUUUCAGCCGUAUAACCAUUUCAAGUAUUAGAAGAUAUGUUUAUGCACACAUAUGCUUGUUCUCCACGGGAAAGAAAGAGCUUCUAUAGAGAAAGUGAACUCCAGAUGUUUUUUUUUAUUUCCGGGGGCCAUAUUGGUGCACCAAAACGGUACACCAUUAUGGCAUAACUCAGAAACUGUGGGCUACGAAGACCUGAGACUUGAUCAAAUUGUUUAUAUAUGUGUUUUAUAACCUUUCAUUUUCUUGGCUUCUUCCACUGGACGGUUUCCAAUUUAUUUUUUUGUUGCGUGAUGGUGAGAAACGAUUUAUACAAUAAUAUUAUUGUUAACUGUCCAACUACCACAUUUUAUGGCUUUUAUUUUCUUGCAGAGGAACAUUCAUAGAGUUUCGAAAUGGAAUGAUAAAUGUUUCACCAAUAGGAAGAAAUUGUUCACAGGAAGAAAGAAUAGCAUUCUUUGAGUAUGACAAAGUAAGUGGAUCUUAACAUUUUUCACAUCUAAGCAUCUCUCCCUAACCGACAGACCAACCUGUUUUGUGAUAGAAAGGACAAUAGCUGCUCCCAUGUUUUUAGCUAUAUUUGGGACCAAAAUGUAAGUAUAGAAUACUUCUCAGUUGGUCUUUAAUUGUUAUUUUUCACAGGUUCACAAAGUUAGGGAUAAAUUUGUGUCUGUUUUGAGAGAAGAGUUUGCAGAUUAUGGACUACAGCUCAGUAUAGGAGGUCAGAUAAGUUUUGAUGUCUUCCCAAAAGGCUGGGACAAGACUUAUUGCCUGAAGCAUGUGGAAAAUGAUGGUUACAAGGAAAUUCAUUUCUUUGGGGAUAAGUGCUAUCAGGUGCAGUACUCUCUUGCUGUGUAUAACAAACAAUUAACAAUAUUAUUGGACGAGGUUGAGCAAAAUAUAGUGAUUUGUCUGUGGUGAGCAGUUCGGCUUAAACUUCGCGAGAAGGUCGUAGUCGCCUUGGUUGGAGGAUCCGACUUUCCAAAACUCGAAGAACAAAUGGGAGGGGACAAUGGUAAGAUUUCCCUUAAAAUUUAUUUUAUUGCCCUUGAAAUCCUUGCAGUACAUGUACCAAGUGGCGUGGUAUUAAAUGAAACGCAUUGUUUUCUAUUUUCCAGUCACUACUUUGUAUGAUUAUGUUUUCCCUGAAAAUGGGCUGGUAGCCUACAAGAAUGGAGAACUGUUUCAUAGGCAGGUUAGUGGAAUAAUAAUAUUUAUUCCAGUUUCACCUUAUAAAUGAAGUGAACAUAAUUCUUCUUCUGUCAGGUUACUUUAUGGUAACCUCCUGAGCUGGUUCUUUAACCAGGUAUGUGAGCUUGCUAGGUUUUCUUCUACGAAGGCGUUAUCAUGCUUAAAUUUGAAGCUUGUGGGUUUUUUUUGAAUGAAAAUUAUCCAGGGAUCAAUUAUUUUAUUUUAUUAAAAUGCAUCUUGUGAUCGAAAGGAGAGCCCAUUUUCAAGUUACCCUAAAGGUGGAUUUCAACUGUCACAUAAUUUUCACAUCCGUACACAGAUAAACUUUACACGCAUAAAUAAGAUAGAGGCAUUGCAUGGAAAAAUAUGUGUAAAUGGAAGAGUUGAACGUCGCUCAACUUUUAUGUGUUUAUGUAGGACCUUUCAUACAUUGCCUCUUAUUCUAUUUACAUAUGUACCCGAAAGCGCACAAAAAAAGGUAUGUGACAGUUAAAAUCCACCUGAACAACCCAGUCAAUUUUUUUGAAUAGGUUCAAGGUUCAAGUUUAUUUCGCACUAUUCAAGUUGAUACAGUAUAAGAUGGCUUACAGAAUCAGAAAGGUUAACAAAUGAUGAAAAAUAAAUAUAAUAUACAAGUUUGUUGAUAUGUGCACAGUGACCAAAGUAGCCGAAGCUUUCGUGUUGGUCAUGAUAACUGGUUAGAGUAGUGUGGCAAGGCAAAGGCCUUAAUUUGUGUGUUGUUUAUUCAUUCAACCUACAUGUAAGUGCUGAUUAGGCAGCAAAUAUACAUGUAUUUCACUGAAAGCGGAAAAACUACUGGCUUUCAGCUUGUUUUGAACAGGCUGCCCUAAAUUUCUAUUUAAAGAAAGUCCUGAUGCACAACCAUUCUCAUGGCGUAGGUUAUAACAAACACCAGAAUUUGCUUUGAAAAGGAGGCUCAAAGUCAUUCAGAAAUGGACUUUUAGACAUCAUUGAUUGAUGUUAUUCUUUUUUGUAUUUUUUCAUGUAGUAAUGAUUUGUUUAAGAAGUGUUAUUUUUUUUAUAUUAGGAUAUCAAGACAUUUAUGGGUGAAGAAAAGCUUAAAACAUUCAUCAAUUUCUGCUUAAAGUACAUUGCGGAAUUAGAUAUUCCUGUAAAAAGGUAAGAGUCAACAAAUGCAUAAACUUUUAAAAGCAAGUGUAUUCAAGAUAGUAUUCAUAGCAGUCUCUAUCAUAACCAUGACUCUUGAGACAGUCAAUGCCAAAAUGUACUUCCCAAUACAAUAAUGUGUGCUGGGGAGAAUUUGAAAUGAGCAGGGCAAUCGACUGAUAGCGCUAGAAUUACCUUGGGUAUACACUGUAUUCACUCGAGAUGAGAAGCCUUAAGAACCAUGUUUUGGAUGCCCAACAGAUUAUACAAACUGGUGGUUAUAAAGCGGUGGGUUUCCACUGUCAUGUAAUUUUUACAUGCAUGUAUGUGCACAAAAACUACCUGCAUAAAGUAAAAUAGAGGCAAUUUAUAGAAGGUGAGGCAUUUACUCAACUUUUAAACUAAAAUAAAUGUUUACCCAGAGCUGUUAUUAACAAGCAGGGGCUGAGGAUUUUCCCCAGCUACCAUGGAUGUAGCCCCCAGUAGAAAAAUAGAAGAAAAACAGAACCAAAAGAAACCCCAAGCUGUUUGAUUCCUCACCUACUUGUUGUAUUCACCCUGCAACUUGAAAUCUUAGUUAGAACCCUUUUAACCCUUAAUAGUGCUCAAGUACCCAUGAUACAUGUAAGCAUUUCAUUUAAUUUGACAUAUUCACUGUACAGUGUACAUGUACCUAUUCCUAAAGAGGUAAUGAUGGUGUAUCUUAUUAUGGUCAACAAAAUGCUUUUGACAUAAUUUUUAUACAUCCCAGGAAUUAAGACUUAGUUUGCACACCCUUGCUUGUACCAGGUAACUAUUAAGCAGUCAUAGAGAAGAUCUGUUGGGGUGGGACCGGGUACAGGAGUGAUUACAUUCUCAAUGUACACAUUUCUUUUCUCAUCUCCAAUAAUAGAUGGUUUUCUCAGUAACAUAAUCAAAUUGUUAAGUCAAAAUAGUGAGGUUUUACUCAUUCUUUUUUACACUAGGUUGAAGACAAACAAAACGUAAAUCUUUAUACAAGUUUCCAUUCCAGUAGCAUGUUUCAUUUCGAAAAUACAGCAAUUUGAACUUCCGAGUUUUCGCAGUGUGUGACACCAAAAUAGGAAUGCUGUCUCAUUGAAAAGUCUCUCUUCUUGAUUUUCAGCCGUAUAACCAUUUCAAGUAUUAGAAGAUAUGUUUAUGCACACAUAUGCUUGUUCUCCAGGGGAAAGAAAGAGCUUCUAUAGAGAAAGUGAACUCCAGAUGUUUUUUUUUUAUUUCCGGGGGCCAUAUUGCUGCACCAAAACGGUACACCAUUAUGGCAUAACUCAGAAACUGUGGGCCACGAAGACCUGAGACUUGAACAAAUAUAUUGUUUAUAUAUGUGUUUUAUAACAUUUCAUUUUCUUGGCUUCUUCCACUGGACGGUUUCCAAUUUAUUUUUUUGUUGCGUGAUGGUGAGAAACGAUUUAUACAAUAAUAUUAUUGUUAACUGUCCAACUACCACAUUUUAUGGCUUUUAUUUUCUUGCAGAGGAACAUUCAUAGAGUUUCGAAAUGGAAUGAUAAAUGUUUCGCCAAUAGGAAGAAAUUGUUCACAGGAAGAAAGAAUAGCAUUCUUUGAGUAUGACAAAGUAAGUGGAUCUUAACAUUUUUCACAUCUAAGCAUCUCUCCCUAACCGACAGACCAACCUGUUUUUUGAUAGAAAGGACAAUAGCUGCUCCCAUGUUUUUAGCUAUAUUUGGGACCAAAAUGUACGUAUAGAAUACUUCUCAGUUGGUCUUUAAUUGUUAUUUUUCACAGGUUCACAAAGUUAGGGAUAAAUUUGUGUCUGUUUUGAGAGAAGAGUUUGCAGAUUAUGGACUACAGCUCAGUAUAGGAGGUCAGAUAAGUUUUGAUGUCUUCCCAAAAGGCUGGGACAAGACUUAUUGCCUGAAGCAUGUGGAAAAUGAUGGUUACAAGGAAAUUCAUUUCUUUGGGGAUAAGUGCUAUCAGGUGCAGUACUCUCUUGCUGUGUAUAACAAACAAUUAACAAUAUUAUUGGACGAGGUUGAGCAAAAUAUAGUGAUUUGUCUGUGGUGAGCAGUUCGGCUUCGGCAAAUAAUUGAUCUGCAAGACACUAUCAAAUCACGAUAUUUUGCGAUAACCGAGUUCAAUAAUAAUAUUGUGUUAUCAUUCGAUCGCCGAGUUGGUUUUUUUAAUGAAUAUCCUUGGGAAGCAAAGCGAUUUGCCAUUUUCACGCAAGAGUGAUUGCAAGAAGGAGAAAAGCACGGUUUCCUUUACGCAUGAGCAGAAUAUCAUUUGCAGCCAAACACUGUUGACGGCAUUGCGCAUGAGCAGACCAUUAUUUGUAGGCAGUUAUUUGCAGGUCACAUGGUUGGCUUUCGGCCAAUGAAAAGAAAGAAAAUUUGCUUCAAAUGAUAAUAAUUAUUAUUUGCAUUUAUCACAUGGCCAGUUUUUUGAAACCUUAGAAUGACAUUAACAGUCUGCCAGGCAAGGUAAAAUUAACUUUAAGCCAUGAGAUCAAUAUUAGUGGCCAGAGCAGGACUUGAAGCUGGACCCCCAAGGUUGCAAUCCAAUGCGCGGGUCUUGGCCAGUCUGCCCUCUUGACUGUUGGGAAGCAGCAUGGCGGAGUGAUCAGUGCAUCGGAUUUGCAAUCCGACAUUCCCAGAUUCGAGUCCUGCCUGGGCGCUGGAUAUGUUUUUGGUUGCCUCGCGUUGCUUCCUGCUAGUUGAGCUGGUUAAUUCUGUUACGUUCUAUUUGAAUACGUUUGUUUCUAAUAAAGUGGAUUUCCUGUAAACUGCUGGAUAAGCCUCUGUAAGUGCACUUUUCACUGUUGCAGUCAAACAGGGAAAACCCUGAAAACCAGAAAUAUUUCUGGAAUGUUAUUGUGUUGCAAGUAAAAAGCCACCCAGACGUGAAAAAACUAAACUGCAAGCAAGAACGUUGAUUAGUUUGUGGUUUUGUGGCUAGUUUGUGUGUUCUCAUCUUUGCUGUGAUUGGUCAUAACACAAUAAACAUUGCUGAAUUAUUUCACUGUUUUCCUGGUCGCACUGUAACCUUCAACCUGUCCAACAGACGACUCAUUGCUGGUAUCAAUCCAAGAUAAUAAGGAUCAAUCCUAAAAUUCCAGCAUUAUUGUUGCUGUAUACAAAACCUGUGCUAUUAUCUCUUACAUUCUAAUAAUAAUAGCUACAGUCUUGUUUAAAUAUUAAUAAUAAUAGCAAGAAAAAAUAUUUAAGUAAUAUUGUAUAUUUUUGACUUUGUAUGUGUAUUUUUUAACCAUUUUCAUAUUCACUUUCAGGGUGGUAAUGACUAUGAAAUUUUCAUGGAUGAGCGAACAAAGGGACACAAAGUUACUUGUCCAGAAGACACCAUGAACCAACUGAAAGAACUGUUCUCUGUCAGCUAG
Molecule: messenger RNA, 8540 nt
Organism: Porites evermanni
Lineage: Eukaryota; Metazoa; Cnidaria; Anthozoa; Scleractinia; Poritidae
Source: the annotation of a GenBank genome assembly